Cryptococcus wingfieldii CBS 7118 is the source of this 4989-nucleotide messenger RNA. RefSeq lists its product as hypothetical. Bases 1 to 4989 code for a protein of 1662 amino acids. The record is from RefSeq and is a predicted model, not a curated record. The transcript has 15 exons. NCBI's taxonomy places the organism in Eukaryota, Fungi, Basidiomycota, Tremellomycetes, Tremellales, Cryptococcaceae.
AUGGACCAUAACCUUCUCAUCUCAGAGCUUCAAGCUCUGGCAGUAGAAACCAAACGGCGAAAUCCCGAAGUCAAGGAUGCGAGUGAAGCUGCGCUGGUCGUUCUCAAGGAUGGGCCAUUACCACGACACACUUUGCUAGAUAAUGCCGACACAUUGCUGAGCCCUGUAACCCUCGGGUGCAAGACCAAGACUGCCAAGGUCAUCGGUAUCAGCAUUGCUGCGCUGCAGAGGCUCGUGGCUCUGGGAGGAGUACCAACAUUGAAACUCCCAGAAGUCUUGGGAACAUUGAGCAGCGUGGCCAACCAAGCUGUGGACAUUCAGCUCAAGAUAUUACAAACGUUGUUGUCUAUCUUGACGUUCAAUAAGGAUGUUCACGACGAAGUACUCGGCAAUACACUACUACUGUGUUUCAAACUACAAGACUCCCGGGUGUCUGUGGUCUCUUCAACAGCCGCCGCCACCCUCCGCCAAGCAGUCAUGCUCAUCUUCGACCGCCUCUCUUCAACCCACCUGUCCCCGAGCUUGACGCCCUCCGAGCCCCCAACGCCCUCCACUGUAUCCCUUACCCUCCCCUCAGAGCCACCACAAACACUCCAAGUCACACCAUCUGCUAUGGACGCUUAUAGCAUCUUCUCCGACCUGUGUAUACUGGCGGCCUCGGCAGGGGCACAUGGGUCGACAUUUGGGGGGCUGUGGAAAGGCGGGGAUGCGGAGAAACCAAAGCUCCUGAAGCUCCAUAAUCUGCAGAGGACAUUCGCUCUCGAGUUGAUUGAGAGUAUCUUGAGCGGAUAUGAGAGUGGGGUCAAAAAGCGCCCUGAACUCUUGUUCCUUCUUCAGCAUUCACUCCACCCGCUCCUGCUCAGACUCCUCUCCGAGAAGCCAACAUUUCCCAUUGCACUCCGAGUGUGCAGAUUGAUCUUUCUUCUAAUCCGGUCAUUCAUCGACCAGUUACCGGGCGAGAUAGAGAUCUAUCUUGCUUCGCUGAUCAAGAUUGGCGCAGGAGAGCACGAGGGGGAUGAUGUUAAAGUGAAGGAGAACACACCGCCGUGGUUACGGGUUCUAGCAAUAUGCGGCGAUCACGCCCUGCUUCAAAGCAUUUACACCCACUUUGACGAAGCCGGCGGUUCAGUCCUCUUCGCCAAAAUCAUCAAUGCCCUCGGCCGCCUGAUCAACGAAAAACCCGCCCUCCUCGGAAUGGGAUCCCAAAUGCAUGGUCUUGGUGUCCCUACAGGCGUGCAAGCUGAUGCCUCCGGAUCGAACCCGAGUCUACAUGGUGGGUAUCUGGACAUGGGUCUAGGGAUGUUGGGGUCGGCGGCGAGCGCGGGGGUGUCGACGAUGAACGCUAUGAUGGCGGGACCCAGUGGAGGAGGAUUAGGACAGUAUUCCGGAAUGAAGUUGAAACUAAUAGAGCAGCAUGACAAGUCAGAUGCCCCCAUAUUUCCCGAGACCUACAUCUACCUUGUCGCGUUCCAAUCCCUCAAUACCAUCGCACAAGGCAUCUACACUGUCGUCGCUUCCAAGAAUCCUCCUCCAACUUGCCUUCAAGGCAUGGCCUCCUCCGCCUGGCCUGCUCUUCUCGCUGCCUUAUCGUACUCUAUCGGCACCAACCUCUCGGAUACGCUCUUUGCCGAGGUCCUCACGGCCCUACAGGACUUUACAGUCGCAUGCGGCUUGCUCAAACUUGGCACACCGAGAGAUGCCUUCUUGAAUACGCUGGGCAAAUAUGCGGUUCCGCCCCCUGCAGUGUCGGCAAUGCAGACGUAUAUUGAGGCGCCUGGGCAAAGGAAUGCAGGAGGUAUAGCAGCCGAUGCUCUUGGGUUCGCGUCGUCCCUUGCUGGUAAUGCGCCGCCUGUUGGCCCACCGAGCUUGUCGGACAGGAAUUUGGCCUGCCUGAGGAGCGUAAUCAACACGGCGCGAGUCUUGGGCCCGACACUGGGAAAGGCGUGGCAUGAUGUCUUGGAAAUCUUGCAAAACGCCAAUUUCAUGAUGUCUGUCUCUAAACAAUCUGCACCCAGGCGAUAUGGGGGCGUGGGCGGUUCUCCGAAAAAGGCUCCCCCACCUACGCUGGGGAGAGCUGGUGAGACCGUGGAGCCGAAACCUCCAAUCCUGCAAGAUCUCGAGCCUGAAUCAAUCCAGCAAUUGAUAAAUGGUCUCUUUGACUCUUCAAAGGAUCUACCGGAUGAGGCGCUCACGACAUUUGUGACGGCUCUGUGUCAGUUGAGCUCGGAAAUGAUUGGUAUGGAGACUUCCCAGACGAGCUUCUUUCCCGACAAUGCCUCAGAAGUGUCUCUUCCACCGACGCCCUCGUCUUCCGCCAUAUUCAGUCCCCCUCUAGACAACAGGCGUCGGACGAGUGGCAUCAACGUUUCCCAUGGGAUCAAGUCGGUCGAAAGGUCAUUCAGCUUGACCAAACUGAAAAGUGUGUCAACCCGGAAUCUGAAACGGAUCGUCACGAAGGAGCCGGCUGUGGGAUGGGAUGCUAUUACCCAGCACCUUCUCGCUGUAGCGAGACAUCCUACUGCUACAUCUACAAUCAGAGUACAGGCGUCCGAGACUCUUGGUGAGCUGUUACUUGCAGCGGUCAGAGUUGGCAAAGAGUCGAGGACACAACAUCAGGUAUUCGAUGUUCUCGUGCGUCAGGUUGACGCACAGCCUAUCAGCAACUCUUUGGCUACCGACUUUGACGUGCGGUCGUCCGGAUACCAAACAUUGAAUCAUCUGUUGGAGUCUUCGGGGCAUUCCCUGCAAGUCGGCUGGGGAAUGAUCUUUGACAUGUUGGAUGGCGUUUGCAGAGACGACAAAGUCAACAAGGAACAGCUAUACCCCGGCGAUACAUCCUCUGAAGCUCGACGCCCAGCCACAGUCUCUAGCAAAGGAAGUUCCAACCUCGUCCGCAUCGCUUUCCCUUCCCUCACUAUCAUCUGCACCGACUUCCUUUCCUCGUUGGACGACGAUUCCUUGCGGCAGUGCAUUGUCAGUCUGGGCUACUUUGGGGCCCAGAAGGAAGACGUCAAUAUUGCACUUGCGGCGAUUGGUCUCUUGUGGAAUGUGUCUGAUGCUGUGCAAAGAGACUCGAAAGAGCUGUGGUUAUAUCUCCUCACGCAAUUACUGGCCCUUGGACAAGAUGGUCGACUGGAUGUGCGGAAUAGCGCUAUUCAGACGCUCUUCCGCUGUAUAGAGAUCUAUGGGUCAGGCUUGACUUCGGCUCUUUGGCAAGAUGUACUUUGGAAAGUGAUCUUUCCUCUGAUCGAAGCAGCAGAAGGCGAAGAGACGCAAGUACUCGCCUUGACUUCUGUGGGUUCGGUAUUCGGCUCCUUCUUAACUUUGAUCGCCGAUCUCGAUUCGUUUGAUGAGGCACUUGAACGAUUUUUGGAUCGUGUGAGACAUGCCUUCACGAGUCAGGCCCGUGCUUGCUGUACGGCCGGCCUCAAGGCAUUGGAGAAGGUCCUCAUGGCCGCAGAUGCCAGCCGCAUAUCCCUUGGCGACACGAUGCAAAAGAUCGUCGAUGCCUCUUGGUUGACCUUUGUGGAUAUGGGCAAUGCCUUCACCAACGGCGAGCCUUAUACUCAAGGGAACUUGAUCGCCCUCACACGCGCUGGCUCCCUGCUGCACGACAAUCUCGCUCCUCACGAUAUCGAACGCCUGGCCCAAUUCGCUUCUAUUCUUCGAUCGAUCAUGACAUAUAUCCGGUCCCCCGAUUUGCGUCCGGAUAUCGAUGUCAUGUCGCCUUUGCAGACUAGCAUAUGCGAGGUUAUAGCCGACUCGAAGCUGCUAGGUCCACAUCUCGUACUUUCGAGCCUGGCCGAGUUUGCAGCUUUGGCGUAUGUGGCAGUUGUAGGGCAGCGGGACGCGGGAACAAAACUGACCUACGUCGCUCUGUCCAAGUGGUCAAUGAGAAAGAUCGAGGACGUAUUUGAGGAGUCUUCAAAGAACAAGGAGUUGUAUGAGGACGGGACGGUCGAGAGCGUGAUUGGCAUGUACUCCAUACCAAUCAAGCUAAAGUAUGACUGCCCAUCAGCCAAUAGAUUCGGCGAUGACCCGCCCCUUUGGCGAAGUGCAACACUUGCCUUCUCAUCAAUAUUGGGAUGGGUCAUAGCAGCACUGGACAAUGAAGACAUCGAGAGCGAAAAAAUGGAAAGAUUGUGGGCUCAGAUCAUGGAGGUGUUUGGUGGCAUGCUUUCGGCCGACUCCUCUGGCGAUGUUUCAUCUGAUGACGAAACCUUUGUUGUUGACCACCUUACCCGAAUGCGGGACAUUGUGAUCCCUCGUCUGGGACACUCUUUCGUCCCGGAUAGAGCCAUCUCGCAUUUCGCCGAUGUUCUCAGCAGAGCCAGUCAUCUGUAUCAGUAUGAUGUCCGAGUCAGUGGUGGGACGACUGCUCCUGCGCUACCGACAACGCAAGAAGAAUUGCGAUAUUGGGCAUUCGACCUGCUGGUGACGUUGUCGGUACAAAGGGCCGAGAAGGAGCAAGAUAUACAAGGUCGUCAGAGGAUAGCCAAGUUGACUCUCCCGUCUUUGUUGAAACGCUUCAACGUGUCCAUUCGUCGAUUUCUGGAAGACAGAAAGAUCAGAGGCAAUCUACCGUUGGGGAGGGCAAGGGAGGAUGAGCUGCUGUACGUCCUGCGACACUUGGCUACUACCAAGGUGUGGAAGGGCAGCGCCGUAGACAGUGCUCAUGUGGCUACAAAGCUAGCACUCGUCUACGAAGACUCUCCUCGCGCCCAUCUUUUCCAAUUCUACGCACCCCUCCUUGAGCUUUCCUCUAAUGUUGACCAUACGCCGUCUAUUUGGCUUUUGCCGUCAGAGCAUGCGAGACUGUUUGAGAAAUCCACAGAGGUGGAGGAUGGUGCGGUUGAGACAAGAGAGGGUGAGGGAGAUGGAAGUGACAAUGUAGGAGAUGGCGAAGGAUUGAUAGAAGUUACUGCAAGAGACCUGGCUACGAGGUCUUUGGAGCUCAUCGGACAGGAGCUGGGGUUGAUGACCGCUUGA